GACGACCACGACCACGAUCACGGUGACCGCGUUCAUUCGUCAGUUUUCAAAAUAAUAUAUAAUAUUAUUAAUAUUGGGUGUUAUAUAGAUCGAGCUUCGGUAUACCGUUCCGUUUUCGUCGUCGUCGUUACCGAGAAAUUUUUUCUCCUCCAGGUUUUUACGCCCCGUGAAAUCGCCGCCGCAGUAAUAACCUCCGCUGCAGCUGAAGCCCAAAUCAUUAAAUAGCUUUCACGCGCCAGUCGCGUAUGACCGUCGUCGUGAUGCGUUAUUGUGUUCCGUCGACGAUCCGUUGGCGCGUCGAUCGGAAAUCGGAGUUCGCCGAGAAGACACGGUCGUAAGUCGAAAUAUUUUGAUUUUCAAGUGGUCACAAUUAUUAAAGUAAUUCCUGUAUUAAAAAUUGUGUGGCACCCACGAACAAAGCAGUGAACUAAUUAGUUUCUUGAUUAGUCAAUUUCAAUAAAAAAUAAUAAAAUUGAAAAAAAUAUGGCCAACUCUACGUCAGUGACUAAGUGUACUGAUUUUUCCGUGUCCAGUCUAUGUCGAGACAUGAAGACUUCACCUCCUGAUCCUGCAAUCGUGGUCGGUGGAACCGGAACUAAUAUGAAAUUAACACUGCCUCUAGCUGCUUGCGCACCUUUUUCAUCCAAUAUUAAUGGACCAACUGCCAUCACGACCGCAGUCGCCGGCAGACCGCCGCAGUCCACGUCGCCGUCGCCGUCACCGUCGCCGGCCACGCUGCGCGAACUGUACGCCAUGGCGGCCAGCCAACAGCACCAACAGCAUUCGCGACUGCUCGAGCUGUCCAACAGAUAUCGCGGGUACCCGGAAAUCGCCCAUCACGUGUUCAACCAACAAGGAGCCGUCACCAAGUUGCUAGGGACCCUAAGACCUCCUGGUCUGAUUGGUGGAAGCAAACCCAAGGUUGCCACCCCAGCAGUCGUAUCGAAAAUUGAAUUCUACAAACGAGAAAAUCCAACGAUAUUCGCGUGGGAAAUUCGCGAAAAGCUCAUAUCUGAAGGAGUGUGCACGAACGGCACGGCACCGUCGGUGAGCAGCAUUAACCGGAUACUGAGGAACAGGGCGGCCGAGAGGGCUGCGGCCGAGUUCGCCCGGGCUGCCGGGUACGGUCUGUACCAGGUGUCGCACCCGUACGCGUCGUUUCCGUGGCCGCCGCAUCCGCAUGGCAUGUGGCCGGGUGUGGCCGCGGACGGCCCGUCCGCCGUGGCCGCGGCUGUGUCGUCGUCCGGUGGACUGCCGUUGCAUCACGGGCCAGGCGCGUCCAACAAGGCCACGCCACUGCAGCACAUGAUCAACGCCCAUCAGCCUUGCGGCGUCAUGUCGUCCAGAGAUCUCAUGCCCAGACUCAUAGGCGACGGAUCCGGAGGCGUCGACGGUUGCAAGGAUGACAUGGAAAGCGUAGGCAGCGGCAGUGGUUCCGAGCAACCAAAGUUCAGGCGCAACCGGACUACGUUCAGUCCGGACCAACUCGACGAAUUGGAAAAGGAGUUCGACAAGAGCCACUAUCCGUGCGUGAGCACUCGCGAACGGCUAGCUGCCAAGACCAGUUUGUCUGAAGCCAGAGUCCAAGUGUGGUUCUCGAACCGAAGGGCCAAGUGGCGGCGGCACCAGCGCAUGAACAAAUCGCGUCGGUCGGGCGUGGCGGCCGCGUCGACCGUGUCGGGCGGCAGCAGCGGUUCGGCAGCGGGUACGCCCACGCCGCCGGUCGUGUCGCCAGUCGCGGGGGCGAUCGGCGGUCCGUCCGGUGUACCGGACGGCGUCGGCGGCCCCCCGUGCCCGGCCACAGUGGCCAGGUGUCUGGGCGGUGGCGAGAACAGCGCGUUCCGAUCGCUGAUGCCGCAACAGCACUUGCACCGACAGCUCGUCCAGCAGAGUUACGCGGCGUCCGAGUCGUCCGAAGAGAUAAACGUGACGACGGACGACGAAGACGACGACGGCGGUCGCGUCGUUGGCGCCGGUGGCGACGAACCGAUGGACGACGGAGACGGUUCCAAUUCGUCUUCGUACAACGCCCAUAACGACAACAACAAUAACGACGGCGGCGGCGGCGGCGGCGGUGGAGAUGGCGACGAUGUCGGUGACGACGACGGCGACGGCGGAAAGACGUCGGCGGCCACCGCUCUGGCACCUCAUCAUCAUCACCAUCACAAUAACAAUCACCCGUCCCGUCCGCGAUUCGGCGCCGACCGACUUCCGUACUUCGGUCACAUUAUGCAUCCGGCCGACGUGAAACGAACGGUGGACAGCUCGAACAACAAUCAUCACCACCUGAACCACCUGAACCAACACCCUAACAACAACAACAAUAACAACAACAACCACCACAGCAACAACAACAUUCACCAUCACAACAGCGUGCUGUCCACGAUCGCUUCGUGGCGCGAAAUGGCCGCCUUUACCGCCCUACACCACCGGGCCCUCGAACAGGGCGCGGCCAAAGCGGCGGCGGCGGCGGCGGCAGCGACUGCGGCUGCGCAACCGUUGCAGUUGACCAAGUACGACAAGGACAGAGCGUAGGCGCAGGUGUUACGGUUUACGACCAAAAGUGCGAUUCAAAAGUCGUCGUCCGAUUAUCAAUGUAUAAAUCGGUUGCAAAUCGUAUCAGGUAAACACGAUCGAUAUCAAGACGCGACAUAACAUUCUAUAUUAUAUAUAUAUAUAUAGACAAGUAUAAGACGGUCUAUAGUAUUAAUUUUAAUUUUUUUUCGCCACACCAUCAUAAACGUGUGUCGUGUUAAAUAUAAACUAUGAGAAUAUUAUAUUAUAUAGUGUAGAGAUGGACGGAAGUCAUUGACAGUGGAGGUUAUAUUAUUGAACGUUUGUAAUGCACUACAGCAUAGAUGAUCAGCACUCGAUCAAAGACUUUUGAAUCGUUCUGUAUCAUAAUAUAUAAACAUAGCGAUAGACGAUGGUAUAAUAAUAGUAUAUAUUAAAAAAGUAUGACACAAUAAUAAUGUCAUCGCGUGUUUGCACGGGUGGGAAUA
Messenger RNA from Rhopalosiphum maidis (corn leaf aphid), 3002 nucleotides. Its product is annotated as paired box protein Pax-6-like. NCBI's taxonomy places the organism in Eukaryota, Metazoa, Arthropoda, Insecta, Hemiptera, Aphididae. The transcript is spliced from 7 exons. Gene Ontology annotation, biological process: anatomical structure development; regulation of transcription by RNA polymerase II. Gene Ontology annotation, molecular function: DNA-binding transcription factor activity, RNA polymerase II-specific; RNA polymerase II cis-regulatory region sequence-specific DNA binding. The coding region runs from base 484 to 2535 and encodes 683 amino acids. The record is from RefSeq and is a predicted model, not a curated record.